Halichondria panicea is the source of this 912-nucleotide messenger RNA. RefSeq lists its product as uncharacterized. Lineage: Eukaryota; Metazoa; Porifera; Demospongiae; Suberitida; Halichondriidae. Bases 332 to 739 code for a protein of 135 amino acids. The transcript has 3 exons. The record is from RefSeq and is a predicted model, not a curated record.
ACUCUACCAUGAUUUCUGCGUACUCCUCCCAGAUGCAUAUGGUCCAUUACUGCAACUGCCCACCACCUCUCCGCACUUUGCCCAGCAGCUGGCCCUCUCAUUCACAUCCUUGCAUUCCUUCUACAGUGUCACUAAAAAACAACCAUGGAUUCGUCACAGCCUAAUCCACCAAUCAGAAUUCUUCAAAUUGUUUACCAUUGGCUAUCAACGUAUCCAAACUUACUCUCUCCGCCUCCUCUUCUCAGCAAGGAGAUUUCCGAACUUUUCCAAUUCCAUCAAUUUUGAUUCCAAAUUCCCAAAGCCUGUACUACAAUGUUUGCUACCUGGACUAAUGCAAUGGUGUGUUUUGGCACCCCUUUGUCCAAACUAUCUGACUAUCGCUAAGAAGACCGAAUCUAAAUCUAAUUACAGCAAAGACUCAAGAGAUGAACCUAUGGAUACCUCAAGUUCAAAGUCAUUGGACGAUAAAGACAUUCAAAUGAUAUUGACGUCAUUACAUGCUGAUCUACUUUCAAGCAUUCUCUCACUCUCAAAGCCGGUAACUUGCCAGAUGUCAGGAAAGGAAAUGGCCGUGCUGAUUGCUAACCUGCUUGGGUAUUACAGUCACAGGAAGCAACGUGGUGAGGAAGAGAUGGCAGAGAAGAUGGAAGAGUGUGUGGAGAGGCUGGCACAGCUGCUGCAGAUAUCUCUAUCCUCUGGGCUGCUCAACCUGAGACCAGAUGACGUUUUUCUGGGUUAGCUUCUACUCUCCCCAAGAAUAGACUGUUACAGCUUGUCAUUGCACGUGCUCAACAGCAGAUUUAGUCAAACGUUGUCUUGUCUUGUUUUGUUUAUGCUUGUUGUUUGUGCUUAUGACUAUAAAAUCAUCAUUAUAAUUAUCUCAAAAAGUUAGUACACAUUAUUAUAAACGAA